This is a messenger RNA of Archocentrus centrarchus (flier cichlid), 1787 nucleotides long. RefSeq names its product WD repeat domain 55 (gene wdr55). Lineage: Eukaryota; Metazoa; Chordata; Actinopteri; Cichliformes; Cichlidae. The coding region runs from base 1 to 1269 and encodes 422 amino acids. The record is from RefSeq and is a predicted model, not a curated record. Gene Ontology annotation, molecular function: protein binding. The transcript has 4 exons.
AUGGCAGCUUCCUUAGAGCACGUUGAAUCAGUGACAGAAACUCCAGAAAAGGACAAAAAAGAAGCCCCUGAAACCACCGGAGACCCCGAAACGUCCGAUUCCGAGCCUUCCGGCUCGGAGCCAGAUCCGGUCACUAAUGAUGACGAAGACGAAGAUGAAGAUGGGGGCGAGCCGCCCGGACCGAGGAUCCGAGACACCCCCGUGGACCUCCGGCUGGAGGCGAUCGCCAACACGGUGGCUCUACACCCAAGCAGGGACGUGCUGGCGUGCGGGGACGUGGACGGGGACGUGUACGCCUUCUCGUACUCGUGCACGGAGGGCGAGAACCGGGAGCUGUGGUCGUCCGGACACCACCUGAAGUCGUGCCGCCAAGUGCGCUUCACAGCAGACGGAGAGAAGCUGUACAGCGUGUCCCGGGACAAGGCAGUGCACCAGCUGGACGUGGAGCGGGGGAAGCUGGUCACGCGGAUCCGGGGGGCGCACGGGGCCCCCAUCAAUAGCCUGCUGCUGGUGGACGAGAACAUCCUGGCGACCGGAGACGAUGGAGGCACCCUGAAGGUGUGGGACAUGAGGAAGGGGACGGCAAUCAUGGACCUGAAACAUCACGAGGAUUACAUCAGUGACAUCGCUGUGGACCAGGCCAAGAGGAUCCUGCUCACAGCCAGUGGCGACGGCACCAUGGGCGUCUUCAACAUCAAGAGGCGAAGGUUUGAGCUGCUGUCCGAGUACCAGAGUGGCGAUCUGACCUCAGUGGCGCUGAUGAAGCGUGGCAAGAAGGUGGUUUGCGGCUCCAGUGAGGGGACCAUCUACAUCUUCAACUGGAACGGCUUCGGAGCCACCAGUGACCGCUUCGCCCUCAAGGCCGAGUCAAUAGACCAAAUCCUCCCAAUCACAGACAACAUCAUGUGCACCGCCUCCACGGACGGGUACAUCCGAGCUGUCAACCUCCUUCCCAACCGGGUCAUCGGCUGCAUCGGGCAGCAUGUUGGUGAACCCAUUGAAGAGCUCGCCAAGUCUUGGGACUCGCGCUUCCUGGUCAGCUGUGCCCACGACCAGCUCAUCAAGUUCUGGGACAUUUCCAGUUUACCCAACGCGACAGUCAACGAAUACCGCAAGAGGAAGAAGAAAGAUGGUCGGAUGAAAUCACUCACCAAGAAGGCCCAUGGUGACAAUGACUUUUUCUCAGGACUUGUAGAGGAAACGGAGAAGAAAGAGGAAAAAGAAGAGGAGGAAGAGGAGGAGGAUGAUAGUGACAGUGACAGUGAUUGAAAAUACCAGUUUAGUCCUAAAGAAGUGAAUGGGCAUGUCUACCGUUUGGUCUAGCCUCGGAGUCUUUACAUCAGCAUGGAUCUCAGCAUUGUUAGACAGACUCUGACUGAGAAACAAACCACCACUGGUGACUUUGCAGUGGUUUCUUUUCCUCUUGAAACAUGCUGGGAUUAAAUGUGACUGUCCCAGAAGAGAAAAUGCUCUUUAAUAUCAGUGCUGGUUCUUUAGUGGCCGGUACUGCUUUUUGAAACUCAGUUUGAAGUGUUUGGGAUGCCUCAGAUCAGACAACGUGAAAUGUUGAAAAGAAGAACUUCAAAAUUGAGUAUUUUGGUGUCAGUACCAAAAGUUGGGUGUUGGAUCGACGAACAGUCCCCAAUCCCGUGUAACGCUAAGAUAAAAAAAAAAAAAAAAGACUUUGUUACAUUAUUAGCCCACAGAAUAUCCUGUAAAUUCUGGGUAAUUUUGCUGAAAAUGUAAUUGCGUUAAAUUACUUUCACUUAUUAAAAGUGUUGUUUAUA